Molecule: messenger RNA, 2730 nt
Organism: Aspergillus ibericus CBS 121593
Lineage: Eukaryota; Fungi; Ascomycota; Eurotiomycetes; Eurotiales; Aspergillaceae
Product: chloride channel protein
Exons: 3
Coding region: 1-2730 (909 amino acids)
Biological process (GO): transmembrane transport; chloride transport
Cellular component (GO): Golgi apparatus; early endosome; membrane
Molecular function (GO): voltage-gated chloride channel activity
Source: RefSeq, a predicted model, not a curated record
AUGCCUCGUUCCGUACCCCCCAAUCUCCACGGCGCGCUACCAGAUGCCGAGCUUCCAGUCGGCGGGCCUGACGGUCGACGGACUGUCUCGCGAACCGCACCCCCCUCCCCGUCCGCCGUCCGACGAACCCACAGCUUGCUUUCUGAAGUCCAAAUUGCCCAGGAGACAUCGGAACCGGUUGUGGAAGCUAGCGAAACGACCAGCCUUCUCGCAAAGCCUCAGGACCAUCGACGAGGUGUGCCACGGCGGUCUUAUACUAAUCUCUCGGGCAAUUCGGGGUCGGAUGCCAACUUCAAACACACGUUAUUGACCGGGAGCAUCCGUCGGUCCCGGCAUCAUAGCCGUGCCAAUUCUCAGGCCAUACGCUUUAGUCGACGGGGCAGUAUUGACCCGGAGCAGAUCGAGAGCCUCGCUGCAUCUGCCAAAGAUGGCAUGACCGCUUCGUUUAUGGAUGAGCGAAGCUGGUAUGAUCAGUUCACGUCUACUGACUGGGUCCAUGACAGCAUCGCCGAUGGAGCUCGUCUUCGGGAACUGCGCAAGCGGAAAGAUGUUCGCGGUCGCUUGCUGGCAUGGCUGGAUGGCUCCCAGGGCUGGGUCCUGGUUGCGUUGAUUGGCUGCAUUACUGCUGCGAUAGCUUAUUCGGUAGAUGUGACCGAAGGAUUCAUCUACGACGUGAAGGAAGGCUUUUGCACUACGCAUUGGUUCCACAACCGUCAGAGCUGCUGCACCGGGGGCUCGAACUGCCCUGCAUGGUGGUCGUGGUCGGAGAUCUUCCAUUCGGACAACCACUGGAUAAACUACGGCAUGUUUGUCUUCUGGGUGGUACUUCUUGCCUCCAUCUCGUGCUACCUGACCCUGCUCACGAAAACAGUCGUCCCAUCCUCGGUGUCGUUGACCACAUUGGAUGAGAACCUUGGUGCUGCUUCGUCACGGAGUACAAAAGGGAACGCGGGGACCAGUAAUUCUCCUGGAUCUGCCUCCAGCCAGCAAGCGCACGGCUCCUCGAUCCCCACGCGUCCUGCCAUGGUUUACUAUCCUGCAGCAGGAAGUGGAGUGGCGGAAGUCAAGGUCAUUAACAGUGGCUUUGUUCUUCAUGGGUAUCUGGGCUUCAAGACUUUGGUCAUCAAGACCUUGGCUCUAGUUUUCAGUGUCUCGUCGGGACUAAGUCUGGGGAAAGAAGGCCCCUACGUGCACAUUGCGACCUGCGUAGGAAACAUUUGCUGUCGAAUCUUCUCCAAGUAUAACCUGAACGAUGGCAAGAGACGUGAAGUGUUGAGCGCCAGCGCUGCGGGUGGCGUGGCAGUAGCCUUUGGCGCACCCAUCGGUGGCGUCCUCUUUAGUCUGGAGGAAGUCAGCUACUAUUUCCCACCCAAAACCCUGUUCCGGACGUUCUUCUGCUGUAUCGCAGCAGCUUUGUCUCUGAAGUUUCUCAACCCUUACGGCACAGGCAAGAUUGUCUUGUUCCAGGUCCGGUACCUGGGUGAUUGGGAAAUGUUCGAGAUGGCUUUCUUCAUUCUCCUAGGUGUGCUCGGGGGAGCGCUUGGCGCCCUUUUCAUCAAAGCCUCGAACCUGUGGGCGCGGUCGUUCCGACGGAUUGGCAUCAUCAAACGCUGGCCAAUGGUCGAGGUCGUUCUCGUUGCGCUGCUGACCGGGUUGGUUAGCUUUUGGAACCGUUACACCAAGCUACCCGUUUCCGAGCUCAUGUUCGAGUUGGCUAGUCCUUGUGACCAUGAAUCGUCUUCGCCGACUGGUUUGUGUCCUGGUGAAGAUGGUAUCGGGGAGAUCAUCCGCUACCUUCUGGUGGCUUUUGUCAUCAAGAGCCUUCUCACGGUGGUUACCUUCGGUAUCAAAACGCCAUGCGGUGUGUAUGUCCCAUCCAUGGUGGUCGGGGGUCUCAUGGGGCGGAUUGUUGGGCAUACGGCGCAGUAUCUGGUGCUGAAAUAUCCCAACUCCUUCCUCUUUGGAUCAUCCUGUCCCGCUACCGCUGGAAUGGAAUCCUGCGUGACUCCCGGAGUAUAUGCCAUGGUCGCGGCGGGCGCAACCAUGUGCGGUGUGACGCGCUUGUCUGUUACCCUGGCUGUCAUCCUGUUUGAGCUGACUGGCAGUUUGGAUCAUGUGCUGCCCUUCUCCGUGGCGGUGUUGUGUGCCAAGUGGACUGCGGACGCUAUCGAGCCUCGCAGCAUCUAUGAUAUGUUGACCGAUAUGAACUCUUAUCCGUUCCUGGACAGCAAGCUCCAGCCGGUGUCGGAUGCCCAGCUAGGAGAUCUGGUUCGGCCGGUUCGGUCGAGUCGUAUCAUCGACAUCUCGGGCUCAUCCUUUGUGCCUGCGAGAGAGCUACGCUCGAAGCUCCAGAAUCUGCUUAUGGCAGGAGAGCUUGAUGGGGGUCUUCCGAUCCUGCGUCAUGGCGUUCUCAGUGGGCUGAUCCCUGCACCCGAGCUCGAAUACGCAUUGGAUAACCUGGAGGACGAGGAACAUACGCUCUGUCUGAUGUCUCUGGACACGUCUUCGGCUGUCUCUGACAGCGAAGAUGAAGACCAGACUAAUCGCGCCGACUUUGGUCAAUACAUUGAUCCGUCCCCAAUUGCCCUCGACAUCCAUUCACCCAUCAACCUUGUAUAUCAAUGUUUUGCCAAGUUGGGGCUGCGCUAUCUGUGCGUUUCGCACGAUGGCCAAUAUGCCGGCCUAGUACAUAAGAAAGCGUUUGUGAAGUAUAUGAAGGAGCAUGAGUGA